AUGCAGCUGAUGAAAACCAGUUUAUUUUUUCAUCUUCUUGUGCAAUUGAAGGAUGACUCGGGGGAGGAAGCUGUAUAUAAGAUCGGGGUGUUGAAGUUGAGAGUCAUUCAGUACGAUCUGAAGAUAUUUGAAACUACAAACAUGUACCGCAUUGUGAUCUUCGCCUGCGCUCUUGCAGCUGCCACCGCUGCUCCAGGUCUCAUCGGUGCCCCUCUAGCCUUGGGACCCGCUCCUCUAGCACUUUCUUCACCUCUGCUGACCAAAACUAUCAUUUCUGCACCUUCACCAAUUGCCAUUCAAGCUCCUCUAUUGACCAGGACCGUGAUUUCUUCUCCUCCAGCACUUGCCAUCGCUCCCCAGCCAAUUUUGACCAAAUCCAUUCUUGCAGGUCCAGCUGUGGCUUCUCUACCUCUUGGUCUCGGUUUGUCCAAGACCAUCAUUGGAGCUCCAGCUAUUUCCGCAGGACACCUGUGGUAAUUUUAGGUCUACUUAUUUAUUAAACUGAUUGCUAGUCUGAUUAUACACGAAAUGACAAAAAUAAAGGAGAUAUUUUACUA
Messenger RNA from Harmonia axyridis, 557 nucleotides. RefSeq lists its product as uncharacterized. Lineage: Eukaryota; Metazoa; Arthropoda; Insecta; Coleoptera; Coccinellidae. The transcript has 2 exons. The record is from RefSeq and is a predicted model, not a curated record. Bases 1 to 477 code for a protein of 158 amino acids.